CAGUGAGCUGGUAUGCUCUGAUCUCUCAGCAUCCCAUGUUCCCGCUCACUGUUUCAGUCUCACACAUUCUACUUUUUUGCUUUCUGCUUCACUCCUUCCACUUAUCUUCCUCACAUCUUUUUUAGGCAACAUUUAUUUUAACUUCUUACUACACUGUAAUUUUCUCAAGCGUGGAGAGAUAAGAGGAGAGCAGUGGGGUUGUUUUUGACUGAGAGUAACAACAGCAACAGAUGUUAAAUAAAAUUGCCUUUCUUGGUGCGAAGGAACACCGGCUAAGAUUUUUUUCAUUCCCUCUCAAGGGUGCCAAGGUUGUCCUGCAGAUAAUGAGGAUGACUGAGAAGCGCACACGUUGAGAUUUUAACACCGACAACGCAGAUGGACAAAUAACAACGGAAAAAGAAGAAUUGACACGACAAGGAAUUUAAAAGGAGAAAUUAUGAACACCACAGAACACCAUGGAUUGCUCCAAGGCAACCAUAACAGGAGCCAAACCUCAGGCAUUUUGCCACUUAACAAAGACUUAUCAGCUGAGGAGCAGGACUCACCAGCAGGAUGCUACGAACAACUGCUGAUUUCCACAGAGGUUUUCCUCACUCUGGGCAUCAUCAGCCUGCUGGAGAACAUCUUGGUUGUCGCUGCUAUAGUCAAAAACAAGAACCUUCACUCCCCAAUGUACUUUUUCAUCUGUAGCCUCGCGGUUGCUGACAUGCUUGUUAGUGUCUCCAAUGCCUCUGAAACUAUUGUUAUAGCUCUGAUCAAUGGGGGCAGCCUAACCAUCCCAGUUACGUUGAUCAAAAACAUGGACAAUGUGUUUGACUCUAUGAUCUGUAGCUCCCUCUUGGCAUCUAUCUGCAGCUUGCUGGCCAUCGCCGUGGAUCGUUACAUCACAAUCUUCUAUGCGUUACGAUACCACAACAUUGUCACCCUGCGAAGAGCAAUGUUGGUCAUCAGCAGCAUCUGGAUGUGCUGCAUUGUUUCCGGCAUCCUGUUUAUCAUCUACUCAGAGAGCACCACUGUGCUCAUCUGUCUCAUCACCAUGUUCUUCACCAUGCUGGUGCUCAUGGCAUCGCUCUACGUUCACAUGUUCCUGCUGGCACGUUUGCACAUGAAGCGGAUCGCAGCGCUGCCGGGCAACGCGCCCAUCCAUCAGCGAGCCAACAUGAAGGGUGCCAUCACCCUCACCAUCCUACUUGGGGUGUUCGUGGUGUGUUGGGCACCCUUUUUCCUCCACCUCAUCCUCAUGAUCACCUGCCCAAGGAACCCCUACUGCACAUGUUUCAUGUCCCACUUCAACAUGUACCUCAUCCUCAUCAUGUGCAACUCUGUCAUUGACCCCAUCAUCUAUGCCUUUCGCAGCCAAGAGAUGAGAAAAACCUUUAAAGAGAUUUUCUGCUGCUCUCAUGCUCUCUUGUGUGUGUAAGCAGAUUUUUUUAGUGUCAGCAGAGCCAUGUCCCUGACGGCCACAAUGCAAACAAAAUGAAACUUGCCCAACAAGGUUUUUGAGGUUUUGAGAUGUAAUCAUUGUGGACUGAUGUGGCUCUGUGCUCUCGCAAUUACUUGUAAAUGUUUGAUAAGCAGGGCGCUCGCCUGUGGUUUUGUGAGUCAAUUUGUCGAAGAGGUAGGUUUACAAAUCCCUUGUAAAAAUGAGUAUUAUUGUGUAGACAAAUGCUAUUUUGCUUUGUAGUAAAUGCUGUUCUGAAGUGCAAUUUAAAGUAAGUGUUAACAGCAUGUAUACAAUUAAUACACAUGCUCAACCUGUGGUGCAUUUACAAAUGCUUUCUCUUUCUCUGUCUGAAAUCUUAUCUAUCUACCACCCUUUUCUUGCUGUUCACUGUAAAAAAAAAAAAAAAAAAACAUCUAAAAUACCAUGGUUGUCUCUACGAAACUGUAUAGAUUAGGACACUUAAAUGUCACAGCUGGCAAAACAUAGAAUCUAAAUGCCACAGUGCAUGUACUCUAUAUGACAUACUGGAUAUCUUGCACAGAUAUUAACAUAGUAUGACAGACUACCUCCAUGUUUGAGAGUGUAAUCCAUCGCAUAACAGAAAGGGUAUUUGCACACCGCAAGCAAGGAUACGUAUAUCUCUAGGAUAUACUUUUGUUUUGCAUUACAGUGAAUGUAAAGAAAUAGCUAACAGUUACUUUUCAUGAGAUAAAAUGAUGAGAUAAAAGAGGUUACACCUCACUGAUUACCCUCGAGUAAAUAUCCUGUUAAGCUAUAGUGUGCUUUUAUGAUUUUCAGCAAGUUUGAAAUUUUCUUCCUUUGUUAAAAGGAUAAGAGCACUGAGAAACUAGAUUCUUCUGGAAACAACAGCACAAAAAUACCUAAUUUCCGCUCUUUGCUGACCGCUGCUUAUAAUAGCCCACUCAACGUAGUAACCACAGACCGUUUUCUGAUGGUUUUGCACAAUAUUUAUUAAGAUCCAAAAUGCAGUUUGGUACAGAUGUAAAAUCCCUUACUGAAUUAAAAGGGUAAAGACAUAAAAGGCUACAUAUUUACAGUAAGAGUAAAUAAAUAUAUACCAUCAGUACAGAAUGUACUAAAACAAAUUACACAAAAGAUGUAGAAGAGAUUAUUUGGAGCAUAACUUUGAACUGUCAAAAUCAGGAAAAAUAUUAGUCAGCGUAUUUCUCAGGCACAAAAGAUGGCACUUUCUGGUUGAGAAUUUUUAUUUAUUUAUUUAUUUGCACCUACAGACAAAUGGAAAAACAAUUCAGGGUGGCCUAGAACAUUUCUUCUAGUGUGUAUUCCAAUUUGUUUGGCUCCAUUAUGGCGCGUUUACACCCUACCUGAUCAGGGAUGAAGUUUUUGUAGAUCCCUACCUCUGAUUACCCCUUUGAGUCAGGGCAGCAGAAAAGAGAGUUUUUAUCCCAGAGAUUAAGAGAAAGUCAUUUUAAUGUGAGCGCAUCAUGAUUUUCAUCUGAGCAAAUCGCUAAAACAGACUCUUCACAGACCUACUGUCAGUCCACUCGGACUCAUGAUACUGUAUCUUUUUAAUCAAAGCUCUUUGUGGUUUGUGGAUAUUUGUGUAAAUUUGCUCAUGUGGGUUGUUCUCACUCUCAGCAUGUACAUGUCAUAAUAUAGAGAUCUAUUUUUCAUCAUGUUUCUGCAACAGAUUUUACUGAAUGUAUUUUUAUGUGUAUGUGUUGUGUAACUUAUUGCUUUCUAUCCUUGCCUUAAAUAUGUUUCACUGUGAUGUAAAGAGCAACGAUAUCCUCUGUGACAGUAUUUCAGAAACUGAUUGAACUAAAUUGAGUCUUUAUAUGUAGGUAAAUGCUAUUUUUAAUAUUGCCUUAUUUAUUUAUGCCUUUUUAAACUUGAAGUGCAUAUCUAAGCUCAUAAAAUACACAAGAAAACUGAUGUAAACAGUUUUUUUCUGUUUAAAGCUUCGCCUGGAAUUUGAUUCAUGUGUGCUGAUAUGAAGGUGUUUGCUUGACUACCGUAUCCUCUGUGAAUCACUGCUGCCAAAGUAACUUCAAUAAAUCAAAU
Messenger RNA from Micropterus salmoides (largemouth bass), 3490 nucleotides. RefSeq names its product melanocortin receptor 4-like. The transcript has a single exon. Gene Ontology annotation, molecular function: melanocyte-stimulating hormone receptor activity. Lineage: Eukaryota; Metazoa; Chordata; Actinopteri; Centrarchiformes; Centrarchidae. Gene Ontology annotation, cellular component: membrane. The record is from RefSeq and is a predicted model, not a curated record. The coding region runs from base 437 to 1420 and encodes 327 amino acids. Gene Ontology annotation, biological process: G protein-coupled receptor signaling pathway.